AUGCGCAGUACAAUGGUGUAUUUUGAUGGCGGCCUCCAAUGAAGGAAGGGAACAGUUGGUUCCUGACAAAGUACCAGAGGCAGAGCAUGUUAAUGGUAUUGGGCCAGAAGAAAAGGACACACAAGAUGUGACGACAGUUUCCAAGAAAUCUGUAACUAACGGCAGCAGAGUGACAAGUGAUACAGUCACUUUGAUUGACAAAAUGUUGCCGGAAGAUAAUUUAAAAGUUGUUGAAAAUAAUAAAACUUUACUUAAUCACGAUGAAUCGAAAGCAAACAAUAAUAAUAGUAACACAAACGAUGUAAAAUCCAUCGAAACUUCUAGUGACGUAAAUGUUAACAAUAAUAAGGUGGAGGAGGAGAAUGGCAUAACAAAUGCGAUCCCUUCACCGCUUGUUGUCAGCACAAACGGCGUUGAGAUCGCAGAAGAAACAAAUUCUGAAAAUAAAUUAUUCACUGUGACGGACACACCAGUUGAACAAUCAAAUACCGAAACAUUUUUACCAAAAAUUUCUCAAGAACCCAAAGCAGCAAAUAGUAAAACACAAAACAAUGUCAAAUCUGUGCCAAAAGCGAGAAAGUCUGGCGCUCCUGUAUCUAAUGCGAUUAAUAUAAAAAUGGUGAAUUUAGCGCCAAUAGCCAACAUGAAAGUUAAAGUUUCCGAUUUAGAAAACGCCUUAAAUUGUGACAGUAGUAGUAGUAAAGUGCUAGAUUCUACUAAAGUGACCUCCGAAAACAACAUUGCACCGUCCGAAACUAGUAGUAGUAGCAAAGGUGGCGCAAAACAAACAUCUGCCAAAUCGAAAAAAUUCAAAUUCAAAAAGUUAAAAAAGCGAAAAUCAGGGAAUUAUGACUUUCCAAACAAGAAAAAAAACUAUAAGAAAAAGAAAUUUGAAAUGACCAGUGGGGAUGUUGUGGAAGAAAGUAGUGAAAAAACCGUGGAUGAAAGUUUCACAAAUUUACGAACAGAUGAGAAAACAGUUAAUAAAAAAGUAAAGUCAGGGAUAAAAUCUCCUGAUCGAACUUUCAUGGAUAUUUUAUCGAGAAAUAACCAUUUAGCGUUUAAACGACGUUCCAAGUUUGGAUGUAAAAAAGUCCUACAAUCCAAGUCUUUCAAAGGGAAAAGUGUGAUGGAUCUCCUGAGAAAAAAUAGUUUAUCACCUAAUUCUAAAAUUAAAACGGAAUUGGUGUCGCCAAGUAAAGAUACUGAUAGUAGUGCUAGUGGUACAGACCUUGAUCUAAGUAAAGAAUCUGUAGGUGAAGAAAAUAAUGAACAAAGUUUAGCCAACAGAAAACGUAAAUCAGAAAUUACAGAAGAGAAUCCGAAUGUACAAGAGGAAUCUGAUUUUAGCCAAUCAACUGUGUUUCUAGCAGGUUCAGUUAAUCUAAAUCAACCAUCCAUACAGCACAGUGCCAUACAUCAUAAAUCACUCCGCAAUACGCAGAACGGUAAGAAAAGAAAAACUGAUGAAAGUGGAAACAUGACACCGAUUAUUACAGUUGUACCUGAAGUUAAAACAUCACCUACACCAUCAGGGCUCCGAUCUCUACUCCCACCUCAUCUCCAACAAUCUAGUCAGCCAAACAAUGCAGCUGAUACAAAUAAACCACAACCAAUCGCAAAUGUUGAUCAGCCGAACACAAAAUCGAAGGGAUUGGCUAAACCUAUGGGUGCAAAUGCCAAACCAUCGAUCUCUAGUUUAGCAACAAAGAAUUCUGAAGCGUUGAGGGCGUUGCUGGUUAGUGGCCCAACAGGAGGAAUACCCAGGGAUCUGUCGACGUUUAAUAAUAUUGUCGGAGGGUUUACUAACAAUGUAGGAAAGGACAUGAAACCAGGGUUAACACCGAAUACACCUAAUGGUUUAACGUAUCCGGUUACCCCACCAAAAACACCAGAUAAUGAUGCAAUGAACACCCAGUGUAUAUCACCAGAUCGGGACAUCAUACCCCUAUGUUGUUGUAAAAUAAAUGGUGCUGCCUUUAACAAAUUAGCCACUGGUACUCUUUUCUGUCAAGCACUUGAUACAGUUGAUCGGAAGGUAAUGGGAUGUUGUAAUAAAGUAACUAACACUCAGCUAGUUAGACCAGGUGUUAAAAUACCUUUCAUGGCUAUCUGUGAAGCUCAUCGUCUUAAACUUAAAGCUCAUCAAUGUUGUCCUGGUUGUGGACAUUACUGUACUCAGGGAAAAUUUUAUCAGUGUCGGAAAGAAGGACCAUCUAUUCAUAAUUUUCACAAACAAUGUCAAGUUUUUAAAGAUGGAAAAUAUUACUGUCCACAUUGUGGUGAGGAAUCGCUCCAGUUCGAGGUCACCUUGAGUUUGAAUGAUGAACCUUCAACGUUAUCAGAUACAGCAUCUACAACACAAGGCCGCAUCAGUAAACGUCAAACAGCCGCAACUAGUAUAGCAAAGAUGUCCUUAUUAGGUGGAUAUAAAGAGAAAGGAAGUGAGAAAGAGACACCUGGUAUCAAAUAUUCUUUAGGAUCAAAAACUAUUUCUUUAGAUAGUUUACCCAGUGGACCAGAUAAAAAGACCUUACAGAAAAUACUGGAUAAUUUGGGACAAGAAAGACCAAAGAAAUAUCGUAACUUAAGUAAAUCAUUAUAUCAACCAGCAUAUGAUGGCGAGGUAGAAAAAUGUAUUUAUAUACUGAUGGAUGGGUCGGAUCCAAAUCAACGUUAUAGUGAGCAUGAAGAUCAGACAGCCAUACAUGCAGCAGCUAAUAGUGGUCAUCUUGCUAUUGUUCAUAUUCUUGUACAGUGUGGAGCUGUUGUACAUAUACAGGAUAAAACGUUAAGAACACCAUUAAUGUGUGCUACAGAGAAUGAUAAUAAAUCUAUCAUACAAUAUCUAGUUAACGCUGGGGCAUCUGUUGAUGAAAGGGGAGAAGAUGGUAUGACUGUAUUACAUUAUGCUGCUAAGUUAGGAAGUAUGGCUGUUAUACAAUAUCUAGUAGAAGUUAGAAAAAUGAGUGUUAAUAUCACUGAUGACGGAGGAUGGACACCAAUGAUCUGGGCUGCCGAGUCAAAGUAUGUUGAUACUGUUCGUUACUUAAUGUCACAUGGUGCAGAUCCAGGCAUGAAAGAUGAUGUAAAAUGUUCAAAUUUGGUGUAG
Molecule: messenger RNA, 3112 nt
Organism: Patella vulgata (common limpet)
Lineage: Eukaryota; Metazoa; Mollusca; Gastropoda; Patellidae
Product: probable serine/threonine-protein kinase nek3
Exons: 19
Coding region: 26-3112 (1028 amino acids)
Molecular function (GO): histone methyltransferase activity; p53 binding; protein-lysine N-methyltransferase activity
Source: RefSeq, a predicted model, not a curated record